Molecule: messenger RNA, 1419 nt
Organism: Hemiscyllium ocellatum (epaulette shark)
Lineage: Eukaryota; Metazoa; Chordata; Chondrichthyes; Orectolobiformes; Hemiscylliidae
Product: muscarinic acetylcholine receptor M2-like
Exons: 1
Coding region: 1-1419 (472 amino acids)
Biological process (GO): adenylate cyclase-inhibiting G protein-coupled acetylcholine receptor signaling pathway; G protein-coupled receptor signaling pathway, coupled to cyclic nucleotide second messenger; chemical synaptic transmission
Cellular component (GO): dendrite; plasma membrane; synapse
Molecular function (GO): G protein-coupled serotonin receptor activity; G protein-coupled acetylcholine receptor activity
Source: RefSeq, a predicted model, not a curated record
AUGGCAAAUACAACACAAGUAGAUUAUUCUCUCAAUAAUUCAACUACCAUGUUUAAUACUGAAAGAGAGAGUCCUUAUAAAAUUGUUGAAUUCAUCGUUAUUGCCAUUGCGGCAGGAUCUUUAAGUUUCCUGACCUUUACUGGUAACAUUCUAGUUAUUAUUUCUAUCAAACGAAAUAGACAUUUGCAAACUAUUAACAACUAUUUCCUAUUAAGCUUAGCCUGUGCUGACAUGAUUCUUGGUGCAGUCUCUAUGAAUCUAUAUACAAUCUACCUGAUUUUUGGAUACUGGCCCAUGGGACCAGUGGUCUGUGAUUUAUGGUUGGCUUUAGAUCAUGUCGUUGGCAAUGCCUCUUCCAUGAAUAUUUUUAUCAUCAGCUUUGACCGUUACUCAAGUGUAACAAAUCCUUUGAGCUACCCAGUGAAGAGAACACGAAAGAUUGCAGGAAUGAUGAUUGCAAUGGCGUGGGUGGUGCCAUUCAUUGUGUGGGGUCCUUCCAUUCUCUUCUGGCAGUUCAUCGUAGGAGAGCGUACAGUUGGUGAGAGUGAGUGUUAUGUCCAGUUUCUUUCAAAUCCUGUUGUCACUCUUGGGAUUACAAUAGGUUCCUUCUUUUUCCCUGUUAUUAUUAUGGUCAUUUUCUAUGUACACAUAUCUCUUGCCAGCAAGAGAAGGAUAAAACAGGAUAUAUUGGAACAUGAUUUGGGGAAAAGCUCCUGGUUUUCCAGUCUUGUCAAGGGAAAGAUUAUGAAAUUGAAUAAUAACAAUCUAACAAAUGGUUCUGAUGGAUUGUCGCAUGAUGAAAAGCAAGCAGAAAUAAAUCGUGCUCUCACAACUGAUUAUUCUGGGCAAAGACUGCAGGAAAACCGCUGUAAUUAUUCAAAGCCACUUAGUACAUACGCAUCCAAGAAGGUGCCAGCAACCCAAAGGAUCAAAACAACCUCUCCAGCACGUAAUCAUUCCAGCAACGGAAACAUCAAAUUCUCCUGCAUAGAUAUAGUUCCAGAAUCUCAAAAUAAUGCAGAUGUCAACUCCACAAAAAGAAACGUCAAAGGCAUCAGUCAUACCAUAAAUACAAAUAACAAUAUAAAAAUGACCAGAAAAGAUGCUCAAGUUGUUGAUACGAUGAAGACUCCUGUUAAGAAAAAGGUGCCUGUGAAUCGCGAGAAGAAGGUGACCACAACAGUUCUGGCUAUACUCCUUGCAUUCAUCAUCACUUGGACCCCAUACUUCGUCAUGCUUCUCAUUAGCACUUUCUGUUCAAUAUGUGUACCAAACAUAGUCUGGAUUAUUGGAUAUUGGCUAUGUUACAUCAACUGCACCAUCAAUCCAUUCUGUUAUGCAUUGUGUAAUAGUACAUUCAAGAAAACGUUCAAACAUCUUCUGCUAUGUCAGUACAAAAGCGUUGGAGCAACAAAAUAA